Molecule: messenger RNA, 240 nt
Organism: Zygosaccharomyces rouxii
Lineage: Eukaryota; Fungi; Ascomycota; Saccharomycetes; Saccharomycetales; Saccharomycetaceae
Gene: BNS1
Product: Bns1p
Exons: 1
Coding region: 1-240 (79 amino acids)
Source: RefSeq, a predicted model, not a curated record
AUGGAAAACGCCAAGACAGUCCCCGUGCCAUCCACUUCCUUACACAGAUCAAUGUUUAAGAAACAUGCCUACAAAGUCGCAAAAUCAAGACUAAUGAGAAGCAAAUUCGCAUCACCAACUGACAGGUUGUUAUCACCAUGUUCACAAAAACUGAACGAUCAUCGCUCCAAGCUUUUCAAAACGAAAUCAAACCCAACCAAGUUGCAGUUUUCAAAAAAUGAGUGUGAAGAGGAUUGGUAA